CCUCCACCAGCCACUCUUCCUCAAGUGACACGACUUUCGUCGUCGCUCAUCAACACCACCAACACACCUCUCCUCAUCGUUAGCAAUGGCCCGAACCAAGCAAACCGCCCGCAAGUCCACUGGAGGCAAGGCCCCCCGUAAGCAACUCGCCUCCAAGUCCGCUGCCCGUAAGACCGCCACCACCGCCGCUGGUGGUGUCAAGAAGCCCCAUCGCUUCAGGCCCGGAACCGUCGCUCUCCGUGAAAUUCGUCGCUACCAAAAGUCGACUGAGCUCCUCAUCCGCAAGCUCCCCUUCCAACGUCUUGUUCGUGAAAUCGCGCAGGAUUUCAAGACUGACCUCCGCUUCCAAUCCUCUGCCGUCAUGGCUCUCCAAGAAGCCGCUGAGGCAUACCUCGUCUCCCUCUUCGAAGACACCAACUUGGCUGCCAUCCACGCUAAGCGUGUGACCAUCCAACCCAAGGACCUCGCCCUCGCCAGGCGGUUGCGCGGCGAGCGAUCAUAAACUCCCUCAAACAAAACAAAAUGCCCCUUCCACCACCAUGACUUUAAAUUCCCUCCGCCCCUCAUUCUUAGCACGUUGGCGAUCAAGUCGUCGACAAUUGGGGUCUUCGUGAUGAUGGCUGCAUGAUGUUUUUUGGGGACUGCGUUCGCAUCCUCUCCCGCUUCUCACUGUUUUUCGACUCGCGGUUUUCGUUUGGUUUCGUCUAUCAUUAUUCCCUCUGCAUUUGUAACAUUAUUCCUUGUACAUUGCAUCUUUGUACAGUCCCCUGCAAUACGCUUCGUAAUAUAAUCAGCAUAGAAAGCA
This is a messenger RNA of Coprinopsis cinerea okayama7#130, 805 nucleotides long. Its product is annotated as histone 3. The record is from RefSeq and is a predicted model, not a curated record. Lineage: Eukaryota; Fungi; Basidiomycota; Agaricomycetes; Agaricales; Psathyrellaceae. The coding region runs from base 86 to 502 and encodes 138 amino acids. The transcript has 4 exons. Gene Ontology annotation, molecular function: protein heterodimerization activity; structural constituent of chromatin; DNA binding. Gene Ontology annotation, cellular component: nucleosome.